Messenger RNA from Mastomys coucha (southern multimammate mouse), 1750 nucleotides. RefSeq names its product solute carrier family 25 member 11 (gene Slc25a11). Gene Ontology annotation, molecular function: sulfate transmembrane transporter activity; thiosulfate transmembrane transporter activity; antiporter activity. The transcript is spliced from 8 exons. Gene Ontology annotation, biological process: malate transmembrane transport; succinate transmembrane transport; thiosulfate transport. The record is from RefSeq and is a predicted model, not a curated record. Lineage: Eukaryota; Metazoa; Chordata; Mammalia; Rodentia; Muridae. Bases 162 to 1106 code for a protein of 314 amino acids.
GCUACGAGCCUGCACCCGCCCCAGCUUCCAGCUGGAGCUAGAAUUGCUUAUUGGAGGGGCGUGCGCGCGCGCGCCCUCGCCCUGUUGCGCGCUGGUGUCACCUUGGGCGCGAGCGGGGCUGUGUGUGCACGGGACCCAAAGCCGAGGGCCAUCAAGGGGCGAUGGCAGCGACGGCGAGUCUCGGGGCUGGACGGACGGACGGGAAACCCCGUACCUCCCCUAAGUCGAUCAAGUUCCUGUUUGGGGGCCUGGCUGGGAUGGGUGCUACAGUUUUUGUGCAGCCCCUGGACCUGGUGAAGAACCGGAUGCAGUUGAGUGGUGAAGGAGCCAAGACUCGAGAGUACAAAACCAGUUUCCACGCCCUCACCAGCAUCUUGAAGGCAGAAGGGCUGAAGGGCAUUUACACUGGGCUGUCAGCUGGCCUUCUUCGCCAGGCCACCUACACCACUACUCGCCUUGGCAUAUAUACUGUGUUGUUUGAGCGCCUGACUGGGGCUGAUGGUACACCCCCUGGCUUUCUCCUGAAAGCCCUGAUUGGCAUGACUGCAGGUGCAACUGGUGCAUUUGUGGGAACGCCAGCUGAGGUGGCUCUCAUCAGGAUGACUGCUGAUGGCCGGCUUCCAGCGGACCAGCGCCGUGGCUACAAAAAUGUGUUUAAUGCCCUAAUUAGAAUUGCCGGGGAAGAAGGAGUCCCCACACUGUGGCGGGGCUGCAUCCCUACCAUGGCUCGAGCUGUCGUCGUCAAUGCUGCCCAGCUUGCCUCUUACUCCCAAUCUAAGCAGUUCUUGCUGGACUCAGGCUACUUCUGUGACAAUGUUCUGUGCCACUUCUGUGCCAGCAUGAUCAGUGGCCUCGUCACCACUGCUGCUUCCAUGCCUGUGGACAUCGUCAAAACUAGGAUCCAAAAUAUGCGAAUGAUCGAUGGGAAGCCAGAGUACAAGAAUGGGCUGGAUGUGCUGCUGAAAGUCGUCCGCUAUGAGGGUUUCUUCAGCCUGUGGAAGGGCUUCACACCAUACUAUGCCCGACUGGGCCCCCACACUGUCCUCACCUUCAUCUUCUUGGAACAGAUGAACAAGGCCUACAAGCGUCUCUUCCUCAGUGGCUGAUCUGGCAAGGUCCCGGGACUAGUAUGCCAGGCUUCCAAGUCACCCAUUGCUAUUACAGUCGCUGUGCCCUGGGGGGCCUGGAUUCUGCUACUCUGGGCUAUUAUUCUAUUUAUUUUCCCUCUACAGUGUGGUUUCCUCCUUUGCGGUAAAGAACUUUAAUGUGUUCUACCCCCUGCUCCAGCUUGCCAUGCUUGGCCCGAUGCUUAGGAUCAUUCUGCCCCUGGCUAUUCCUGAGGAGACCUAAGGAACAAGCUGAGGAUUUCUAGUCUCCCCUUGGGGGUUAGUUUCAGGGCACGGAAGACAGCAGAUCCCUCUCUCUGGGGAAUCCAAGGCAGAGCUGAGGAGUCAGGGGAAAGCAGAAACUGUCAAGAUGAGCAAAGGGUCUAUGGUGGAAGGACGUGACCUCCCUCCUCCCUGAGGACUUAAUAAAUUGGAUUGAUAACGCCAGCCCCAAAUCUGGAUAGUCUUAAGGGCCAUAAGGGAGCUAGCUGCACAAAGAAGCUCGUGUCUGGAGUUUUUAAUGAAACUAUUAAAGAAAAUCACCUACCAGUUUUAUGAAAAUGCUAUGUAAAUAAGUCAUAACUCAACAGGUGACAGAAAAAAAUAAAGAAGCUGGGCAAUGUAGCCCUGACUAUCCUGGAACU